AUGUCUGAAUCACCAUUAAUCACUCCAUUAUUACAACAAUACCAAGUGGAAUUAUAGGCAAAGUUGAAUGAAUGCUUUGAAAACAACGAAGUCAAGGGAAUGCUCCAUCUCAUAGAUCAAUUGGGACAGGAUAUAAGGGAUGAGCCACAACUCCAAGAUUUGCUGAAUCUACCAUUAUUGCGAAAAUUGAUGAAGCAUCUCUCCUCCACCAAUCCCCAACAAGUAAAGAAUUCCAUCGUAAUACUGGACGCAAUAAUGCAGCGAAAAAUCAUAGCCAACAGACUUCUCCAUCAAAGAGGUGCCGAAAGAACCAUGGUGGAUCUAGCAAAUAGUUUAUUGAACUUACAAUAAUAAUUGCGGCAUACCUCCUUAGAAAUGCACAUCAACGAGCUCCUUGUCGGUUUAUAAGUAAAAUACGUCGACAAGAAACAGACAGACUUAAGUAAAUUGAAAUCGGCCUUGAAGCAAUUCCAAGAUAACAAAGAUCUUUUCAUAACUCAAUUAGAGAUGCUCUUUUCCGAUUGUGAUAGCAUCAUUGAUCAAUAUAUUCUAUUCGGAAGUCCUCUUCAAGAACUUAUUUAUGAAUAUCUAUUAAUGAUUAGAUAGAUGGAAGAAAAACAAUAGGUGAACUACUUGACUCAACUUUUAGGUAUUUAUGAAAGGUACAUUUUGGAUGUGCAAUUUACAAUACACGAAAUGCAAUAACGAACCUACUACAUCAAAAUAGUGAAGUAAAUGAUCCUACAUGAGAUAUCCAACAUAUAUAAAAGUCUAGCUCAGCUCUUAAAUAUGAUUCUUGUGUUGCCAGAAGAAAUUGGACUAUAAAAGAGAACCUACAUGAUGAUUAAAGUCUUGUAUAAAUAUGUCCCAGAUCUGAGAAUAGCUUUGAAGGGACCAAUACAAGUGGUGAUGCGCAAUCUCUCUUUGUUUUUAAGCAAGGAUGCCCAAGAAAACAAGGAAAUCACUGUCUUCUUGUAUCAACUGAUUCAUUCAUCAGAUUAUGAUGAGAAAUUCAAGUAAUCUCUUCUUGAUGACGAAGAUCUUGCAUAUCUGAGAGAAAAUAAGUAAGCAUAUGUUAUAAUUUUCAUAGAUAUUUCUCUGUUAAAGCUCUAAGCUAUGUGGAUGAGUCUUAAAGUAUUUCAUCUAUAAAACAAUUGAACAUUCAAGUAGCCUACCUUUGUUAUACCGUCAUUUAAGCUGCAUCCAUCUAUUGCUAUUCAUUCAUAGUAGAUAAACCGAAUUCGCUCAUUUUUUGGAGUUUCAGAACACUAAAUUAUGAUGUCUCUUUUGGACUCUUUCAAUUACAAACAAUCGAGGACUUAGGUAUCAUAGAUUAUGUGAAUGAGAGAAAUGGAGUUAAGUCAUUGAUCAAACUACAAAGAAUUGAAUCUCAUAAGCAGCCACUCACUGGAGUCACAGUUAUAUCAAAUCCAGGACUAUAUAGAAUUGUAUUUGAUAAUAGUUACAGUUAUCUGAGAUCCAAAUAGUUGUUUUAUGGUAUACAUUUGCUAGAAACUAAAUGA
Paramecium octaurelia is the source of this 1523-nucleotide messenger RNA. Lineage: Eukaryota; Ciliophora; Oligohymenophorea; Peniculida; Parameciidae. The record is from the annotation of a GenBank genome assembly.